Molecule: messenger RNA, 3143 nt
Organism: Lytechinus variegatus (green sea urchin)
Lineage: Eukaryota; Metazoa; Echinodermata; Echinoidea; Temnopleuroida; Toxopneustidae
Product: metabotropic glutamate receptor 1-like
Exons: 7
Coding region: 48-3143 (1031 amino acids)
Biological process (GO): regulation of synaptic transmission, glutamatergic; G protein-coupled glutamate receptor signaling pathway
Cellular component (GO): postsynaptic density membrane
Molecular function (GO): G protein-coupled receptor activity involved in regulation of postsynaptic membrane potential; adenylate cyclase inhibiting G protein-coupled glutamate receptor activity
Source: RefSeq, a predicted model, not a curated record
CCCUCUAUACACCUAUUUUUCCUUUAGGUAACUACGGUGAGAGUGGAAUGCAGGCAUUUCGUGCCCUAGCUGAAGAACGAGGAAUAUGCAUUGCAGCAUCAGCUAGUAUCUCCAGUGGAUCUAAACCUUCUGAAUUUGAUAAGAUCGUUGAUACCUUGGAUAAAGCACCUACAGCUCAUGUUGUAGUAUGUUUCUGUGAGGGGAUCACUGUUACUAAACUUUUAAAGGCCACACGAAGGAAAGAUAAGAUUGGCAAAUAUCUCGUUAUAGGAAGUGACGGAUGGGCAAAUCGUAAGGAAGUUGUACGGAAUGUCGAGGAAGAAGCAAUAGGAGCUAUCUCCAUCAAACCUCACACCGAACACUACCAUGACUUCGAUUCAUAUUACUUUAAUCUACGUCCUGAAAACAAUACUAGGAAUCCAUGGUUUCGUGGAUUCUGGCAGGAGAGAUUCAACUGUCUCUUACCACCAUCAGAUAUAGAUCCACCCCUAUCAACCUUCCAUCUCGAUUCACCAUCCAACUGUACAGGUGAGGAGAGUCUUGAAGAUGGUUAUAACCAGGAUACCAAGAUGAGUUUCGUAGUUAAUGCUAUCUACACAGUAGCCUAUGGAUUACAUAAUCUACAGCAGAGAAUCUGUGGUGUUGGUACGGUUGGUUUAUGUCCUGAUAUGCAGCCGAUAGAUGGUCGUGAAUUACUUGAUGCUUUAUUCAAUGUUUCAUUCGUUGGUAUGUCAGGAGAUCAUAUCAAGUUUGAUGAAGAUGGAGACCCACCUGGGAAGUACGAUAUCUAUAAUUUCCAGCGAUCAUCAGACGGCAGGUCGUAUAAUUACGUCACAGUAGGAGCUUGGGAAGAUGGCAUUCUUACUUUGAAUGAUUCUAUCAUGAUGUGGAAUAAUGGAUCAGAUAUUACUACUAGGUCAUUCUGUAGUCAACCAUGCCCUCCUCAUCAUGCAAAGAACAUUCGUGAUAAUGUCAAGUGUUGUUGGGCCUGUGUACCUUGCAAGGAUAAUGAAUACAUGCUCGAUGAGUAUACAUGUAAGUCAUGUGAUAGAGGAUGGUGGCCAAACUCACAACUGAACGAUUGUUACGAGAUCGAGGCUGAGUACAUGAAAUGGCAUGAGGUUCAAGCCAUAGCUGCCAUGUGCUUCUCCUGCGUGGGAAUCCUCAUGACUAUCUUUGUAACAGUCACCUUCAUACGCCAUAACGAUACCGCACUCGUCAAGGCAUCUAGUCGAGAGAACAGCUAUAUCCUCCUGUCUGGUAUUUACUUGUGCUUCCUUGUGACUUUCCCCUACAUCGCGAAACCAUCGACAGUCGUCUGCUACUUCAGACGUAUUGGGUUGGGAUUAAGCUUCUGCAUCUGCUACGCGGGACUCGUCGUCCGGACCAACCGUAUGGCUCGAAUCCUAGCAGGCAGCAAGAAGAAGAUCUUGACGCGGAAGCCUCGCUUUCUUGGAAGCACGGCGCAGGUCGUGAUGACAUUUGGCGUCAUCAGCUUCGAGAUCGGCAUCAUUGUGGCAACCUUGGUUCUGGAAAGACCUGCAGCUAUCCUGGACUAUCCAGACUUACGUCGAGUCCGUCUCAUCUGUAACACCACUACAUUCGGGUUCGCAGCACCAUUAGGUUAUGACGCGCUGCUCAUUUCACUUUGCACACUAUAUGCCUUUAAAACCAGGAACCUACCAGAGAAUUUCAAUGAAGCAAAAUACAUCGCAUUUACCAUGUACACUACGUGUAUAGUUUGGUUAGCCUUUAUUCCUCUCUACUUUGGAAGUGAUUUGAAAGAGAUCGUAGUUUGUUUUGCAGUCAGUCUCAGUGCGACUGUAACCCUAGGAUGUUUGUUCUUUCCUAAGACAUAUAUUAUCCUUUUGAAACCUGAGAGAAACCGACGUAGUUCAAUGACGACAUCUAACCUUGUUCGUAUGCAUGUUGGGAGCUUCAGUGAAUUAGCUCCGUGCCGAAGUAACAGCAGUAGCAAUGGCACUAUGGACGGAUGCAACGAAAAGCUCCUGGGAGGCGAGAGAAACGCUGUUGGAGUGAGGGGAAACCGCAAGAAGAAUAGCCCUUUGUCUGGUUCGUCUCAUCGAGACAAAUCGCGGGAGAGAAACCGGGACAGGUCUCCUGGGAUUUUCUCUGCACUUCGGAGAAGAAAGAGACCAAACAAUACCAAACACAUGAAGGCUGUACAAAGGGAUAGACUGCUUUCAAAACGAAAACAACCUCUUUAUCGAUAUGGGAAUUCAACCAACGUGACGCCAUCCUCUCACCAGCACCCGUCACCCGUUGAAGAAGGUGAUAGUAGUAUGGAGAAAGCAUUAGAAGAGAGAUUAAGUAGGGCUGAGGAGGCUAGUCGAGCCAUGGGGUGCUUGAAACCAUCAAGGACAGUACAGGGUCGGGAAGGAGAUGUGAAGAAUGACGCGCAUUCACAAUCAGCAUUAGAUGUUGAAAUGGAGAUACCAGUAAGGAGGAACAGUGGAACAAUCAACCAGGGUCAAAGGUCAGUUAUGAAAAAUUCGCAAUCUAAUGAAAGGACAUGUGCAUCAGGAGGGUGUAUGAAAGCUCAAUCUGGUUCCAACCCACGUCCACCGCUUGGACAGGGAGCAUCAACUUCAAAGGGUGCAGUGGGACAAAGUGAUUCUAAACCUCAGGCUCAUGUUCUUCCGCUUAGAGUUCGACGCUCAUUUAGCGAUGAAACCAUUAAUAAGAAACAAUGUUUAUCACGACCAUCAUCAUCAGCCAACACUGGGGGUGAUCCCAGAUUCCUAGGUGUUGAUAGACAACAACAUACACACACCGCUGGCGGUUCUUUUAACCAAAUUUACCCUGAUCUUCUCCAAGUGUUACCGACGGCUGAUGCUGAGUCGUCUCCAGGGGCACCCUCCCGCGGACAGCGAACUGAUGAAGGUCAAAGCAACAGUCCCUCGAGUGAUCGCAUUCACACGCAAAGCGAUGUUUUGCCGCGAGAAAGUGUGAAAAGAAGUGUCCGUUUUGACGAGAGAACGCUCGCAGAAGGUGAUGAUAGUCUUGAAUCAGGUGACACUCGCAACAUUGAUUCGUCUCUAUGGAGUGAGGGUGAUCAUGUUGUUACAAUACCAAAUGAGAUUCUUGGUGUUCUCACUUCUAUCAAAUCAUCGGAUGUAUGA